Magallana angulata is the source of this 1396-nucleotide messenger RNA. Its product is annotated as A disintegrin and metalloproteinase with thrombospondin motifs 9-like. The record is from RefSeq and is a predicted model, not a curated record. Gene Ontology annotation, molecular function: metalloendopeptidase activity; zinc ion binding. The coding region runs from base 66 to 1016 and encodes 316 amino acids. The transcript is spliced from 6 exons. NCBI's taxonomy places the organism in Eukaryota, Metazoa, Mollusca, Bivalvia, Ostreida, Ostreidae.
UCUGCAGGCACAAAACAACAUUGAUAGUCAAUGUGUUCUCCUAAACAUACGACAUAAGAAGAAUAAUGAAUCUGAUCGCAAAACUUCUCGUUUUGUUUUUUAUUUCAACGAAAAUCUCACCUGGAAACACAAAUGCGAUUUACCUUACAAAAACUAGAACAAGGCUUGAUCUUGUUGAACCUUCCUUGUCGAUUUGGUCAGGUCCUAGAUUUGGGAUAUUCCAGUGCAGUUUUACCUGCCGUCAGGAACCACAAUGUGUAUCAUUACUGUUCAACAAAACGACAAAACUGUGCAAACUUUUCAACGUAAUAUACGAUGGUGACGAAAGUGGAAAUGUGGAGAAUUACUAUAUCAUAAGUGGCAAAAGUAAACGGUUUGUGCCAGCAUCCUGCUUGGACAUCAGUACAUACGGAAACAUAAAGACAGAUGGCGAAUACUGGAUUUAUCCAAUGGCAGCCAAUGGGAGGCGAACCAAGAUCUUUUGUCACGACAUGGCAAAUGAACCUUCACAUUUCAUCACCUUAAAGAAUACGAACAGCUUCGUUGAACACGAUGGCUCAAACUGGAUAGUUUCUUUUCAACAAUGCCAAUCCAGUCUGAACCAUCCUUUAAAACGGGUGGAGUUUACCAAAGUUAAAAUAGAAAUAGAGGACAUGGUGGUUAAUGGAACAGAUUACACGUUCACUUCCGUGACAGGAUCACCCACAAUUAAAUAUGGAGAAUCUAAGGACUGUAACGGGCAGUACUAUCUUAACCCAUGUCCUCAUUUUGGACAUGCGGUCAUUGACACAAGAGAAACCGGGUUGAUUGUAGACCCUGACACAACGUUCGGAUUACUUGACCACAAUGAUGGUGAAAUGAAAGACUUCAUCAGAUCAGCUGACGGUUCUCAGAUAUCCUUCCUGUGCGCUGGCUGGUGCAGCAGGUGUGGACCAACAUCUGGACCACUCAGACUGCUUCUUUCUAUGGAGUUUAUUUCAGGUACUGAUGCACAGCCCGUUACUUGUCGCAAGUAGAAGAUGUUUUCAGGUUUCAGUUGCAGAGUCGUGAACAGGAUACAUUUCCACCAUUUUUAAAAGAACUAUGUACGAUAGCAUUGUCCAGCCGCCUAACGAAAAGAUAUUUGUCUUUUAAUUAUAAAAUUUAUUUAUUUUAAAUAAUGAAAAUAUUUAUGUAUUUUUUUUAUAAGAUAUAAAUAAUUUUGUCAAACAAAGAGAGAUAACUUUAGAUUUUGAAUUAAAAUAACUCAUUUAUAAUAGAAACUAUAGGAAAACGGAAUUUUUAAAACAUCUCCCCCCCCCCCCCCUUGAAAUGAUAAUAAACAAUAAUUCCUCUUGAAGGGUUUUAUAUCUUGUUAUUAAGCAUAACAAAGAGUUUGUUGUUUCACCGGGGGGGG